UCUUUCCUCUUGUUUUUUACUCAACAUUACUUCUUUAAUAUGCUUAACCUUAUUAUAGCAGCCAUACAGGUAAAUUAUAAAUGCUUUCUUCAAUUGAUUUUGACAAGGUGGAUUAGGCUAUCAUGCAAGUCAUGGUGGUUGUAUUUUGUGGUAGUAUCCUAGCAAAGUAUGGAUAUUUCUCCAUGGAUAAACAAAAGUGGCUAUCCAAAUUAAACUUGGUCUUCUUUACACCCUGUCUUUUGUUCUCCAAUAUUUCUUCUAUUAUCUCAUUUGAAAAACUUUUGGCUUUUUGGCCCAUCCCUUGUUUCUAUCUUCUUUAUGCUAUUUUAAACUAUAUGAGUAGCCAAAUUGUGACUCGAUUGGUGGGUUUAAGUCCAGCUUAUCGUCGCUUUGUUUUGGCCUGUGUUAUGUUUUCCAAUUCGAAUUCAUUGCCGAUCGCCAUUAUCUCCAGUUUGUCUGUGUCUGAAGCUGCCCAUAUUUUGUUCUGGAAUACAGAAGAUACGCCUGAAGCUGUGGCUGCAAGAGGUAUUUCCUAUACUCUGUUUUUUGCUAUCUUUGGUAAUUUGAUUCGCUGGUCUUACGGCUACCAACUGUUACAGAAACACGAAGACGACGAUGAUAAUUCAACCGUCCGUGGCCCUGACGAAGAAGAGCAAGUUCAGCCUACUUCUUACCAAUCAUUUGAUAGACGUUUUUCUUCUUCUGCUUCUUCUUCUUCAAGUGGCGACUAUCUUCAGACAAGUAAUAGUAUGUCUUCAAGACAAUUAAGUGCAGUCACCAUUUCAGUUGAUGCAGAUGAAAACACAAAUUUAUUGCCUCAAAACAAAAAACAAAACAAGAACACAACAGAACAACAACAACAACAAAAACAACAACAAAGCGGUCUGUUGAGAUCUGUCGCUAAACGCAUCAAUGGUUUCAUGUCCCCACCUCUUUAUGCUGCCUUUUUGGCUCUUACAGUAGGCCUUUCGCCUCUUAAGCCCAUCUUGUACAACAAACAAUCCUUCUUGUACCCCUCAUUCACAAAAGCCAUCGAAGGUUGUGGUAAGGCUGCUGUUCCCCUCAUCUUGACCUGUUUAGGUGCACAACUUGUCGGUAUUUCUCAAUCUGCACAACCAGCUUCUUCACAAAUGAAGAAGCCAGUUGCAACUGCAAUUGCUGUUCGUAUGAUCUUGAUGCCCUUUUUAGUUGUACCUGCUGUUGUUUUGUUUGUCAUGUUUGGUUCUUCUUGGUCGAGCUUAGCAAGUGAUCCUGUAUUUAUCACUAUGAUGAUCGUUCUUGGAUGUACACCUACUGCCAUCAACCUUGUACAAAUUACUCAGGUCAACAACAUUUUUGAAGAAGAAAUGUUACGUAUGUUAUUUUGGAGUUAUGGUGUUGUCUGUAUUCCUGUCUGUACCUUUGUCGUCUUCUUAGCUUUGAAUGUUGUGGAUAGAUUGUUCUAAUAAGAAGGAUUUUGUGUAUAGAUUUGUAUGGAUACCCCCCUCCCAUGAUGAAAAUAAACUCGCAUACAUACAAACUCUCUUUAUUUAGUAAUUUGAGCUUGGAGGAGUACAUGAUACAAUAGAAACAAUAUGAUAUUCUGUGGCACAAUACUUGUGUUUGCGCUUAUUUUUAUCGUUUUCUGUGAGCCGAAGACAAACACUGUCUGAAACCAAAUCGAAACAGUUUACCAAUGAACUCGGCCUUCUUUGAAUGUUUCUUUAAACACCAGCUUCUCCAAUCAUAUGUUCUGCAUGGACCUUUUUUCUUUUCUUUGUAGUUAGUUUCAAGACGUCGGUCAAUUCAGGUCUUUUACAUCAUAAACCAAAUGCCUGCAAAAAGUGUCUUAUUUGUUUUUUUAUGAAAAGCCCUUGUUUAUGAAUGCGGC
Gilbertella persicaria is the source of this 1870-nucleotide messenger RNA. Its product is annotated as auxin efflux carrier. Gene Ontology annotation, cellular component: membrane; endoplasmic reticulum. NCBI's taxonomy places the organism in Eukaryota, Fungi, Mucoromycota, Mucoromycetes, Mucorales, Choanephoraceae. Gene Ontology annotation, biological process: transmembrane transport. Bases 123 to 1445 code for a protein of 440 amino acids. The transcript is spliced from 3 exons. The record is from RefSeq and is a predicted model, not a curated record.